Pelobates fuscus (common spadefoot toad) is the source of this 781-nucleotide messenger RNA. Its product is annotated as gastrokine-1-like. NCBI's taxonomy places the organism in Eukaryota, Metazoa, Chordata, Amphibia, Anura, Pelobatidae. The record is from RefSeq and is a predicted model, not a curated record. Gene Ontology annotation, biological process: regulation of cell population proliferation. The coding region runs from base 71 to 625 and encodes 184 amino acids. The transcript is spliced from 6 exons.
AGGAACAUAUAAAUGGGCAGAGCAAAAACUCAAUCAGUAUUCUCUGGUUUUACAUCAGAUAAACAUCAAAAUGAAAACCAUGUUUCUGCUGGCGGCUCUUUUGGCUGUUUUUAUAAACCCAUUACAGGCGCAGGAGACAUACCAGUACAUCAACCGGGGAUACAAUGGAGAAACCGUUUACAACACAGUGGAUGUUCACGAGGAAGUCAAAAUUGCAGUGGUUAAUGCAUACUCUGGGCGAGGAACAUCCCAUGCAGUCUUUGAUUACAAUCAGAAUAUAAUUGCCUACCAUUUGCCAUACAGAGGAAUCUGCGUACUUGCCCAUAUGGAUAUUAAUACCUUCCCUCUCCUGGGACGCUUUCAGGAAUUCAUCCACUCCAGAAGGGAGAAGAAGAAGGAGCUAGAAGAAAUUCGCAAACAUUAUGAAGUCACCAACCAGCUUGUGAUGAACCUCUCCCAGUUUGGCGGUGCUGUGGAAGGCCUGUGCUGGGGAGUUCCCACUUACUGGGCACGUGAAUAUCCUAGUCUGCCAAGAGUGAAUACAGGAAUUGGAGCUAGCGGCUGUCUUGGCGUGCACUUAUGCUUCAUACAUGUUGGACUCUGUGGAGGUUUCCAUCUGUUCUAACCAGCCUGUCAGUGCUAACAUGUGGGUGCUGUACACAUAUACUCUGUAACCUCAUUGAAAUAUAUGCAUUUUGUGAAGGUGAAUGAGAUGGAUUGUGUUCCUAGUUAACUAGUUUUUAACAUGAGUGCUUUGUUCUGCUAUACAACUGGCUUUAUA